This is a messenger RNA of Thermothielavioides terrestris NRRL 8126, 2355 nucleotides long. RefSeq lists its product as uncharacterized. The record is from RefSeq and is a predicted model, not a curated record. The transcript is spliced from 3 exons. NCBI's taxonomy places the organism in Eukaryota, Fungi, Ascomycota, Sordariomycetes, Sordariales, Chaetomiaceae. Bases 38 to 2215 code for a protein of 725 amino acids.
AGAAAGGAGCCCGCCGCCAGAGAAGACGUCCAAAACCAUGUCCCUCUCCAGUUUAGCCAGCGCCCUACCGCCCAUGCCAUGGUCGCCCUCGGCCAACGACUCCCGGUCAAGGAGUUCCACCGAUACCGCUGUCGCAGCCCCUCCUCCACCCGCUUCGGCGCCCGCACCGGCUGCGGCUCCGCCGCCGGCCUCCACUGGACGGAAGUUCAACAGCCCCUUCUCUUGGCUCUCGAGGAGUUCGUCCAAAGAACCGCCUGCCGUGCAGCCCGCCCCCUCCGCGAGAAGGAAUACGGCCAGCUCGGUCGCCACGCUGGCCAGUAACCCCGAAAUGAUGCUGAGCAAGCUGGAGGAGGACAAAGAGGGGGAAGGAAGGGAGAAUGGCUCGCGAAAGAGCCUUAAAGACCGCUUCAAACAGCUCCGGCUGAUGGAAGAGGCGACCUCGCCGGGUGAAAACGAUAAGACCGGAGCCGCGCUGACCAACGGCGAGGAUGUCAGUCUUGCCGUGCAACACCCGGUUUCCCCAUUGCCUCCAACUCCAGACAAAAAUAUGGCCCCGGGAACUGCCUCGGGCGUCACCGCUGGCCCUUCGUCUUUCGUCGACCAUCCGGUGGACUGGGACCUCUGGCAAGCCGUCGUCUACGAAGGACCCGCUGCCGUCGCUCGGAGCAGCGCAGAAGAGCUAAAUAAGGCGAUCGCCACCGGUAUCCCGCAUGCCAUCCGUGGCGUAAUCUGGCAGGUCUUGGCGCAGAGCAAGGAUGAGGAGCUGGAAGCCAAGUACCGAGAACUCGUGGCCAGAGGCACGGACAAGGAGAAAAAGGACAAGGACAGGCAGAGCAGCGGGACCACAAUAAGCGCCACUAUCAACGGCAGCGCGAACGGCUCGGGCUCCUCUGCGUCCUCGGUGCAUUCCGAGAACUCGGGCUCGAACGGCUCCCCGUCGCCCGUCGACGAUUCCGCUUCGGCCCGGAAGACGCAAGCUGCCACAGCUGCAGAGCGGCUGAAGAAGGAGAAGGAGGAGUCGGCCAUGCUUGUGAAACUCGAAAAGGCGAUUAGGAGGGACCUAGGCGCCAGGACGAGCUUUUCCAAGUAUGCCGCCGCUCAGGGGCUCCAGGAGAGUCUGUUCGGCGUUUGCAAGGCAUAUGCGCUGUUCGACGAAGGGGUUGGGUAUGCGCAAGGCAUGAACUUCCUUGUCAUGCCGCUUCUCUUCAACAUGCCAGAGGAGGAGGCAUUCUGCCUGCUGGUGAAACUCAUGAAGGAGUACCGUUUGCGGGAUCUCUUCAUCCAAGACAUGCCCGGCCUCCACCUGCACCUGUACCAAUUCGAACGCCUCCUCGAGGACUUGGAGCCAGCACUUUACUGCCACCUCCGAAGGCGCGGCAUCUCGCCGCACCUCUACGCCACUCAGUGGUUUCUCACCCUCUUCGCCUACCGUUUCCCCCUCCAGCUGGUGCUCCGCAUUUACGAUCUGAUCCUCUCCGAAGGUCUCUCCGCCAUCCUCAAGUUCGGUGUCGCCCUCAUGCAAAAGAACGUCGCCGCUUUGCUCGCCAUCACCGACAUGGCGCAGCUCACCAGCUUCCUCAACAACCGCCUCUUCGACGUCUACAUCGACGCCUCCCCUUCCUCCAGCUCUAUCCUUGAGAACGGCUUCUUCGGCAGCAGCUCGAGCAGCAUUGACAAGGAGGUCUACCGCGCUGACCAAAUGGUCCGCGACGCCUGCGAGGUUAAGAUCACGCCGGAGUUGCUGAAGGUCUACGAGGACGAGUGGAGGGAGAAGACGACCGCCGAGAAGGAGCGCGAGGCCGAGCUGGAGGCGCUGCGGGCGUCCAACGCCAGCCUCACGGCCCGGGUACGCAAGCUCGAGGAGCAGCUGCAGGAGGUGGACGCGGAGCAGGCGUCGCUGGCGACGCAGUUGGUGCACACUAAGGUGGAGAACGACGAGCUACGUGACGAGAACGAGGGCCUCAAGAUCCAGGUGCAGGAGCUGCGCAUCGUCAUCGAGAAGCAGCCGGCCGAGAUAGAGGCGGCCUGGCAGCUUGAGCGCGAUGACCUGAUGAAGCGCAACGGCAAGGUGCACGAGGAGAACCAGCGGCUCGAGAAGGAGCUGGCGGAGCUUGAAGAGGAGCUGGUGCAGACCAAGAUGCAGUAUGCCGAGAUCAACUCGCAGCACGAGACUCUGACACGCAAAUGGACCGAUCUCAAGCGCCAGUUUCAAUGAGAGAAACUGAGAAUGAGUUCGGCUUGUUUGCUAUCUUGCUCACUCACGCUCUACUCGCCGAUCUCCAGGCAAAGGUAGAACGAAUCACUCCUCUCACCCGGUGCCCACACAUGCCCACCCCGCAAGAGAUAUGGCCGUGC